GCAGCCCGACCUGGCUUUGGGCCGGCUGGGUGUGGGGAGCGGGGCCCCGCCGCAGCGGGCUGGGACUGUACGGGGUGAGAAGGGGAGGCAGAAGGUGUCCUGUGACACCUCCUCACCCGGCAGAGCGAGUGCUGGCAAACCGCGGGUUUGGGGUUUGUGUGUUUCGUGAAAAAGAGAAUGAUCCCGUAAACCGAGUGGUGGGAGUUGAGGAGCAAGGAGCUUCUACAGGCAGAUCUCCUCGGAGCCGCUGAAAUGCUCCGGCAGCUGAUCUCCCUAGAAAACCAGUAGUGCUGAAAGGAAUGGAACUCGGCACUUGCACAAGCAAAUGGACAGUAGAUUACUUGAGCCAAGCUGAAGGAUCUAAAGAAGUAAAGAUUCAUGUGUCUGCGGUGCCGCAGAUGGAUUUCCUCAGUAAGAACUUUGUGUAUAGAACUCUGCCUUUUGAUGUAUUUGUACGAAGAGCAGCUGAAGUCAAACACAAGGAGUACUUUCUUUCUGAGGAUGAAAAGUACUAUUUGCGAUCAGUGGGUGAAGAUGCUAGGAAGGAUAUUGCAGAUAUCAGAAAGCAGUUUCCUAUCCUGGCAGAUGAUGUUCAGAUUCCUGAGUAUUUUGAGAAGGAACAGUUUUUCUCUAGCGUCUUCCGCAUCAGCUCAGCUGGAUUGCAGUUAUGGACACAUUAUGAUGUAAUGGAUAACUUCUUAAUCCAAGUAACAGGGAAAAAACGAGUUGUUUUGUAUAGUCCUCGAGAUGCACCAUAUUUGUAUUUAUCAGGUACUAAGUCAGAGGUGCUGGAUGUGGAUAACCCAGACUUAGAGAAAUAUCCCCUUUUUGUGAAAGCCAAGCGCUAUCAAUGUUUUCUGGAAGCAGGAGAUGUGUUAUUCAUUCCAGCUUUGUGGUUCCACAAUGUAAUUUCUGAGGAGUUUGGAGUGGCACUGAAUGUCUUCUGGAAACACCCCACAGCAGCCUCUAGAGCUAUACAGAUCUUGGACAGGGCCUUGAAAACACUUGAAGAACUACCUGAGGAAUAUAGGGAUUUUUAUGCUCGGAGAAUGGUGUUACGCAUCCAAGAAAAAGCCUAUAGGAAUGAUUAUGGAUAAAAUAACACAUUGUAAUUCAGCAAGC
Messenger RNA from Egretta garzetta (little egret), 1122 nucleotides. RefSeq names its product tRNA-yW synthesizing protein 5 (gene TYW5). The record is from RefSeq and is a predicted model, not a curated record. The transcript has 8 exons. NCBI's taxonomy places the organism in Eukaryota, Metazoa, Chordata, Aves, Pelecaniformes, Ardeidae. Gene Ontology annotation, biological process: wybutosine biosynthetic process. The coding region runs from base 300 to 1097 and encodes 265 amino acids. Gene Ontology annotation, molecular function: tRNA binding; 2-oxoglutarate-dependent dioxygenase activity.